AUGUCCUGGCAGAGAACGCCCAUUUGACUUACAAGUUCCUCACACCCUAUCUCUAUGACUUCUUGGAUGCCAUGAUCACCUGCCAGACAGCUCCUGAAGAGGCUUUCAUUAAGCUGGAUGGGCUGGCAGGGAUGCUGACUGAACAGCUCCGGAGACUCACUAAACAAGUGCAGGAAGCAAGACACAACAGGGAUGAUGAGGCUGUCAAAAAGGCAGUGAAUGAGUAUGAUGACACCCUUGAGAAGUAUAUUCCCGUGCUGAUGGCCCAGGCCAAAAUCUACUGGAACCUUGAAAAUUACCCAAUGGUGGAAAAGAUCUUCCGCAAAUCAGUGGAAUUCUGUAGUGACCAUGAUGUGUGGAGGCUGAAUGUGGCUCAUGUUCUGUUCAUGCAGGAAAACAAGUACAAAGAAGCCAUAGGUUUUUAUGAGCCCAUCGUCAAGAAGCAUUAUGACAACAUCCUGAAUGUCAGUGCUAUCGUGCUGGCUAACCUGUGUGUUUCAUAUAUUAUGACAAGUCAAAAUGAAGAAGCCGAGGAGUUGAUGAGGAAGAUUGAAAAGGAGGAAGAGCAGCUCUCCUAUGAUGACCCGGACAAGAAAAUCUACCAUCUCUGCAUUGUGAAUUUGGUGAUAGGGACGCUUUAUUGUGCCAAAGGAAACUAUGACUUUGGUAUUUCUCGGGUUAUCAAGAGCUUGGAACCUCAUAAUAAAAAACUGGGGGUGAGGGAGUAUAGUUCAUAGCUGGGGUUCAAUCCU
This is a messenger RNA of Camelus dromedarius (Arabian camel), 752 nucleotides long. Its product is annotated as intraflagellar transport protein 70A. The record is from RefSeq and is a predicted model, not a curated record. Gene Ontology annotation, biological process: intraciliary transport. Lineage: Eukaryota; Metazoa; Chordata; Mammalia; Artiodactyla; Camelidae. The transcript has a single exon. Gene Ontology annotation, molecular function: protein binding; intraciliary transport particle B binding. Bases 72 to 737 code for a protein of 221 amino acids. Gene Ontology annotation, cellular component: axonemal microtubule; intraciliary transport particle B.